CUGGCAGUAUCCCGGCACAAAAUCCCGGAAACGUCUUGUUCGUAAAAAUUCGACGAAUCUCCGGAUGUAAGUUCGAGUCGUGGCAUAAUCGUUUCGGCGUGCGUAUAAAUUGGCGAAAAAAGAGCGUGUUGUCGCGGGUGAUACGCGACGUAUCGUUUUAUGUUGAAUUCGCGAAACGGGCGUGCCUUGGACGAUCGGUGACGUCCCUGACGCGAAAAUAUACAACGACCAGAGGCGGCGAAUAACGAGAACGAGACUGCGACUGCGACAGCGACUGCGACGACGACGAUCACGACGACGACGUCGACGACGAUAACGAGCUGGAGGAGGAGGAGGAACGUCAGCGGUAGUACAGGAACGAGAAGGCGUACAAAGAAAAUAGAGCAACGGCAAACCGGUGACGGGAAGGGAAAAGUACCACGGCGGGGAAGACGAACGCACCGCCGCGUGAUUUUGAACGCGAACCCCAGCUCGUAACUGUCAACGGUCGGAUUCCGAAGUCUCGCGAACUAGGACCGUACCGUGAGUAAGGCUUCUCCGAGUGAAUCGUUACGUUUCUCGUUCGCGUUAACCACGAAUAUCGUCGACGCUCGAUCCGGUGAAGAACCGGCUGUUUCACGGUCCUGGCUACGGCGCGAGAAUACGACUAAAUGACCAUGGACCACGGCAUGUGCAACAUCGAGACCGGCUACAGCAUAAACAUCAAGAGAACGGACGGUCGCGUCCACUCCGCGGUGGUCUCUGGCGUUAAUUGGGAACAACGCACAGUCACCGUAGAAUGGUUCGAGAGAGGAGAGACCAAAGGGAAAGAGGUGGAAAUCGAUGCGAUCCUCGCGUUGAAUCCCGACCUCACCAAUCAGAAAACCAUGGGACCACCUGCUCCGAUCAACAACCACGUGUUGAUGGCUUCCAGAGCGGCGAGGGAUUCGUCGGGCGAAGAGGACGAGGGGGUAGACGAGUCGGAAAACCAAGAGGAGGGCUCCCUUGGACGGCACCCCGCAAGAAACGGCCUCGCAUCCGCAACGCUUCCUCAUUCUACCAAGCCAUCGAUCCCGGUAAAAGCUGGCUCGAAUCGGCAAUUGCCCCGACAAUCGGGUCGACCCACCAACAUAAUAUCACCAGCUCCCCCCUUGAACGGACACGGUGAUUCCGUGACAGGAUUAACUAGCCGCCGAGAAGUGGAGAACAUACCACCGACACCCACCACGCAGACUGUCCCUUUCAACGUGACCACCACCGCCUUGGCUAAGCAAAAGCAGCUACAACAACAGCAGAUACAGUCUCAGCAACAGCAGCAACAACAACAGCAGCAGCAGCAAACCCAGGUCGAGAAUGGUCGAGGUAGAAGAUCGAACGUCGUGAAAGAAGUGGAGAGGUUGAAGAAGAACAGAGAGGAGAGGAGACAGAGGCAAGCGGAACUGAAGGAAGAAAAGGAAGCUCUCAUGAAUUUGGACCCAGGAAAUCCAAAUUGGGAAUUUCUCGCCAUGAUAAGAGAAUACCAAAACAGCAUCGAGUUCAGACCCCUUAGGGACACGGACACCGUGGAGGACCAUCAGAUCACGGUGUGCGUUAGGAAACGUCCGUUGAACAAGAAAGAAAUGACGCGCAAAGAAGUGGACGUGAUCAGCGUGCCCAGCAAGGAUCAGAUGGUGGUUCACGAGCCAAAGGCGAAAGUCGAUCUAACCAAAUACUUGGAGAACCAAAUCUUUCGAUUCGAUUACGCGUUCGACGAGACCUGCAACAACGAGAUCGUCUACAAGUACACCGCGAAACCUUUGGUUCAGACCAUAUUCGAGGGCGGAAUGGCCACGUGUUUCGCGUACGGUCAGACCGGUAGCGGGAAAACGCACACGAUGGGCGGCGAUUUCAACGGGAAAACGCAGGACUGUAAAAAGGGUAUAUACGCGAUGGUCGCCAAAGACGUGUUCAAGUGUCUGAAAUUGGCCAAGUAUCGUCCAUUGAAUUUAGUCGUCUCCGCCAGCUUCUUCGAAAUAUAUUCCGGCAAGGUGUUCGAUCUCCUGGCGGACAAAGAGAAGCUCAGAGUGUUGGAGGAUGGCAAACAACAAGUGCAAAUAGUAGGAUUGACGGAGAAGGUUGUCGAGACUUGCGACGAAGUGCUGAAGCUGAUCCAACACGGAAACAGUGCCAGAACGAGCGGACAGACCAGCGCAAACUCCAACUCCUCGCGAUCGCACGCGGUCUUUCAGAUCAUAGCCCGUACACCGGGCACGCACAAAGUUCACGGAAAGUUUUCUUUGAUCGAUCUUGCCGGCAACGAGCGGGGAGCCGACACCUCGUCCGCCAACAGGCAAACUCGAAUGGAAGGAGCCGAAAUCAACAAAUCGUUACUGGCGUUGAAGGAGUGCAUUCGCGCGUUGAGUCGCAAGGGUACCCAUUUACCAUUCAGGGCGAGCAAAUUGACCCAAGUGCUGAGGGAUAGUUUUAUCGGUGAAAAAUCCAAAACUUGCAUGAUUGCGAUGAUUAGCCCGGGAAUGAGCUCCUGCGAGCACUCGCUGAACACCCUCAGAUACGCGGAUCGAGUGAAGGAAUUAGCCGCGACAGAUCCAACGGAAGUGAAGGUAUCACCGACAGACGACGAUCGAGGAUUGAAGAUCGAAGAGCAGUCGAACAACAGCGUUCUAUCGGACAGCGAUUUGGCGCAGCUUAGGUCGUUGAACGAGGGUGAAAUUUCGCAAGAUCUUUAUACCUUCCACGAGGCAGUAUCCGCGCUGCAAUUGCUGGAGGAGGAAGUUCUGGACACGCACAAAAUGGUCAUGGACAAUACUACCAGAUUCCUCAAUGACGCGCACAGUGUGUUUAGCGCGACGCACGAAGUAGAUUAUGACCAAGAAGAUUUGAGACGGAAAAGAGCUAAGUUUGAGUCGUCCUGCCUGAGGAGGUUCUCGUUGCGUAGACGUCUGAUAGAGAGAAAACAAUUUUCCGACGCGUAUGCCCAAAAGUGGGAACAGCUACUCGUGCAACAACGCGACACCUUGAACUCCGCGAUCGAUCAGGUCAGUCAAUUUCGUGGUCAGCUGUUGCAAGAGGAACAGAUCAGCCAGAAGAUGACGCGAACCCGUAAUUUGCGGUACAAUUAAGCCCAGAUAAUAUCCUUUUUACGAAAUCGAGAUACAGAAGCGCUAAACAUCACGAGAUUGCGAGAGAGAGCGUACGAGCUUAACAAGGACGGAGACGAAGGAGGGAAGGAGGAGACGGACGAGAGAGUAUUUGCCUUUUAUUGUAGCGGGAUGAGAGAGGAGUAGAGCAAAAUCACGAGGUCCAUUUUAAUAUCAAAAGUAAAACGCCCACCACCUCUGGCUUCAUCCUCCGCUCUCUUCCUUCUCCUCGAGAACACGGAGAGAUAAACCGAGUGUAACUCCAGGUGAUCAGGUGCCGCGCGAUUACCGUCCAUUCAUCCUUCUCCUCCUUUAUUCUCCGUUUUCCCCUUUUUAUGCAAUUAAUCGAAACGUUCCGUUUCUCCGUGGUAGCGGCACCCUCGAAUAAAAUCGAGCAUCGCGCGGCGCCUCUCCUCUCGAAUCGCUGCCAAACAUCAUCGUAAACGCUUCACGCUUCGUCCGUUCGAAAGGCAACCGAAUCGCUUUGGAAAGAGCCAAGCGCGAACCGUUUACCGCACCUACGUACAUUUUUUUUUCUUUUUACCUUCUUCUUACGUAUCGCGUAGGUAAACGCGUGUAAAUGUAUACGUAUGUUAAUGGCGCCGCACGCCUUCUCUCUCUAUAUAAUGUGUGUGUAUCGGUGUGUGCUUGUGUGCGUGUGUCGCGUGCGUGCGAGAUAACAAUGGAGGAAAAUACGCGGUAGAAAGGUAUCACCUUUAAAAAUCUUUCCAUCGAAACUCUUUUUCUGUUCGCUGUACCGGUGAUAAAUGUACAAGGUGCGAAGAGUACUCCUUCCCUCCGAAGGUUCCGAAUAAAAUUGAACAAUGAGAAAUCGCAGUGCGCGUCUGUCGAAUCUUGCGCGCCGAAAUUUGUAUUUGAAGUCCUCGUCGAAUCUAUCGCUGCGCGCGACUCUGACCAUCUUCACGCCGGCAGCCGAUUGGCGGGGAGAACUCGGAGGAGGGGUUACAGCCAAUCGGCUGCCUGCGUGAAGAUGGUUAGUCGCGCGGCGCGAUAUUCGAUGAGAUUCAAAUGUACCCGGUUAAUCGUAAUCUUUUGACACGUCUUUUUUUUUCAAUUUUAUCGUGCAACGGAUCAUUUGUGUCAUUGGAUCGAAGAGAAUAGGCUGGCACUUUGCGAUCGACGAUCCCAACGUUCCUAUAAUCUGAGGGGGAUCUGCUACGUACGACGGAGAAAAUCACUGUCAAAGAGAAUCCUCGUAGAGCGGUACUAUUUUAUACGUUCCCGGUGUGUCCUCGAUAAACCAAAUCCCAUCCGAGUUCGACACUGUAGUCGUAGCCGGUCAAACAGAACAAAAAUGUUAAGAUAUAUAUAUUUUUUUUUUUUAGAUUCUAUUGCUAAUCGUUUUAGAUAUUCUUUUAUAUGCUCUCCCCUUGUAUCUUUUUUUUUUCCCCUCGUGAUUUUGUAAUCGAUAUAGCGACGAUUUUUCUUUUUCUCCCGUUUGAUUUCAAUUUAUUUUUGUUUUUUUUUUUUUUUAAUUUUUACGAAAGUGCGGUAUCGAACGGACCGUGUUCCACGGACAGAAAGAGGACGGGCUUUGUAACCGCUGAAAGAUUGGGAGUUAAAAAUAGAUGGGAAUGGAGAACGAACGUGGGAAAGAAACAAGAGAUCAAACGAUAGAUCGUCGACUAAGUUUGUUGACAAGAUUCGAUUUUUAUAGAAAUGUAUUUAUAUAUAGAUAAAAAUUCGCAUGGUUGUAUUGCGUAUAAAGAGGAGAGGAAAAAACAAAGCAUUUGCACGUCUAGCGUUAAGAAUCGCAAAGCAUUCUGUUCACUCGUGAUACGUAUUUUAAUCAAUCGCGCGCUUAAACAGUCGGUGCGAACCAUCUCUGUAUCGUUAUUUUAUCCGAUGAGGCAUCGAUAAUGUUUUAUUAGAAGUAAAGAAAUUAAAGUUUCGUAGAA
Osmia bicornis bicornis is the source of this 5035-nucleotide messenger RNA. RefSeq names its product kinesin-like protein Klp10A (gene Klp10A). NCBI's taxonomy places the organism in Eukaryota, Metazoa, Arthropoda, Insecta, Hymenoptera, Megachilidae. The record is from RefSeq and is a predicted model, not a curated record. Gene Ontology annotation, molecular function: ATP binding; microtubule binding; microtubule motor activity. The transcript has 13 exons. The coding region runs from base 651 to 3098 and encodes 815 amino acids. Gene Ontology annotation, biological process: microtubule-based movement.